AAUAUUACCGGCAAACGAGUUGAGACAGCUUUGAGAUAAAAAUAGAUACAGAGAGUGUGUGUAAACACGAUGGGAGGGGUGACAGCAGCGAUAAUAGCAAUCGCAGGAAUAGUAUUGGGCUGGAUUACAAUCGAGAUUGCUUGUAAGCCAUGUCUCGAACAGGGCCGUGAAGCCAUUGAUCGAAGUCUUAACCCUGAUUAUGAUCCUGAUGAUGAUGAUAGAAUUCGUGCUCCUCUUAACCCACCUGCCAAGAUCGUUGUUGAUGAUGAUGUUGGUGUUGCCACUUCUCAUCCGGCAUGAUUUUUCGAUUUGUUAGCCCCCAUGUUCUUCGAUUUUUGGCUUCAAGUUGCUGGCAGUUUCUGGUUGUUGGUUUCAAAUUUUGAAGUCAUUCCGUAAUCCUCAACCUUCAUGUACUUGGCUCUGAUAGUAACGGUACACCCUAUGUACCGUAAAUUGUGAUAGUAUACUUUUCGUCUGGCUA
Daucus carota subsp. sativus is the source of this 481-nucleotide messenger RNA. RefSeq names its product outer envelope membrane protein 7. NCBI's taxonomy places the organism in Eukaryota, Viridiplantae, Streptophyta, Magnoliopsida, Apiales, Apiaceae. The coding region runs from base 70 to 300 and encodes 76 amino acids. The record is from RefSeq and is a predicted model, not a curated record. The transcript has 2 exons.